GGAACAUUUCUUUAAUAGAAGAAGAAGAAGGUUCCAAGCUUGGGAGAUCAUCAUUUCCGGCAGCAGCCUGACCUAAGAUCUCUGACCACAACUUCCAGGCAGGCCCACAGAGACAGAAGACAGAACACCAGAACAAACCCAAGAGUUACAUGCCCUUUUUUUUUUUUUCUGGCCGUUUGGCUUGUGGAAUCUUAGUUCCCCAACCAGGGAUUGAACUCACACCUUCGGCAGUGAAAGCACAAGAGUCCUAACCACUGGACUGCCAGGGAAUUCCCGACACGCCCUUUCUUAAGAACUGGAGAAGAUGAUCAAGGUCCAGGCAUCUUUGUCAUUUGAGGACGUGGCUGUGGGUUUCACCUGGGAGGAGUGGCAGUUACUGGACCCAUCUCAGAAGGACCUGUACAGGAAUGUCAUGUUGGAGAACUACUACAACCUAGUGUCAGUAGGAUAUCAGACUCCCAAACCAGAUUCACUCUUCCAGUUGGAACAAGGAGAACCCCCAUGGGUGGUAGACGGAGCAGGCCAGAGUCAAACCUGUCCAGAAGAAAUAUGGGAGAUUGACCCUAUGCAAUGGCACCCAGAAAACCAAAACGGGAUUAAAACUAUGGAAAGAUGUCAGCAAAGUUAUGCACUUGGAAAUCAUUUCGAUUUAUGCAAAAGUCUUGUUCCUUUAACACAAAGAUACAAUAAUUUUGGCCCACAUUGUAAAAGUUUGGAAUCACAUUUAGGUUUUGUUAUUGAAAAUAGAAGAUAUGCAGGAAAUGAUUCUGAUGAGUUCAGUGGAUAUAGGAAAUCAUCUCUCUACCUCCAGCGUAAUAGAACUCUUACCAGAAUUAAAUACCAUGGCUGUGUGAAACCCAGUAGCACUAAAUCACAGCUCAAUGACCAUCAAAAAAUUUAUCCAGGAAAAAACCCACACCCAUGCAGUGAGUGUGGGAAAGCCUUCUCCAGGAAGGCACAGCUCAUUAGACAUCAGAGAACUGAAAGAGGAGAGAAACCCCAUGGAUGCAAUGAAUGUGGGAAAACAUUCAUGAGGAAGAUUCAGCUCACUGAACAUCAGAGAACUCAUACAGGAGAGAAACCCCAUGAAUGUAAUGAAUGUGGGAAAGGCUUUUCCAGGAAGUCACAGCUCAGGGUCCAUCAGCGAACUCAUACAGGAGAGAAACCCUACGGAUGCAGUGAAUGUGGAAAAGCCUUCAGCCGGAAGUGCCGGCUCAACAGACAUCAGCGCUCUCAUACUGGAGAGAAAUUAUAUGGUUGCAGCGUAUGUGGGAAAGCCUUUUCCCAGAAGGCAUACCUCAUUGCACAUCAGAGACUUCACACAGGAGAGAAGCCUUACGAAUGCAGUGAAUGUGGAAGAACAUUCUUUUUUAAGUCAGACCUCACCAAGCAUCAGAGAAUUCAUACGGGAGAGAAACCAUAUGAAUGCAGUGACUGUGAAAAAGCCUUCAGAAGCAAGUCAAAGCUCAUUCAGCACCAGCGGACUCACACUGGAGAGAGACCAUAUGCCUGCAGUGAAUGUGGCAAAGCCUUUGCCCACAUGUCAGUCCUCAUCAAACAUAAGAAAACUCAUACAAGAGAGAAAGCUGUGGAUUCCCCAAAGCUGGAGAAACCUUCCUCAGUGAGUCAUAGCUCUUUAUUCAUGGGUGAACUUGUACAGGAGCAAAACUCCAUGAACGCAGUGCCUGUGGAAAUGUCUUUUUCGGGAACCCAGCCCUUAUUAAACAUCAGCAAGUUCCUAGGGGGCAGAAAUGUAGUGAUUAUGGACCAGCCUUUUCCAAGAAGUCAAGCCUCAGUAGAAAAUCGGGAAUUUACACAGGGACUAAGCCUUGCAAAUGCAGUGAAUGCAACAACGCCUUCAGUAAUAAAUUAUGUCUUAUAUGUUACAGAUAUUGUGUAGGAAAAAAAAAAUCCUCAGAUACCUGAGAUGGGAAAGAGCCUUGAGCAAGAAUCCUCCCCACAUUCAUUAUGUGUCAGAGCUUGCUUAGGACAGAAAUGCUGUGGAUAGGGUGGUUGUGGAGAAUACUUCUGUGAGAAGUUAGGCUUAGUAAAUAUCAGCGAGAUCACAUUGGGCAGAAAUGCAGCUCUUGUGGGGAAGCCUUUUCCUAGAGAUGAUAUUGCAGUUGAUAUCAAAGAAUUCCCACAGGACCAAAACCUUAGAGUGUUAUGGUUUUUAAUGAUAAAUUGUACCUUAUCACAUGUCAGAGGAGCAUAGAAAGACAACUCUAGAGGCACUGAAGGUGGAAAACAUGUUUAGUAAAAUGUGGAAGCACUCAUAGAGAAGAAGAAUCCCCCAAAGGCAAUAAAAAAUGGAAAUUCUAUCACCAAACUAAGUCAUGUAUCACAGUUUUACUUUGGAAAGUGGGAAAGACUUCUGCAAAUAAAGGAAAUCUUCUUGGA
Molecule: messenger RNA, 2400 nt
Organism: Kogia breviceps (pygmy sperm whale)
Lineage: Eukaryota; Metazoa; Chordata; Mammalia; Artiodactyla; Physeteridae
Source: RefSeq, a predicted model, not a curated record